Caenorhabditis briggsae is the source of this 933-nucleotide messenger RNA. The record is from RefSeq and is a predicted model, not a curated record. The coding region runs from base 1 to 933 and encodes 310 amino acids. Lineage: Eukaryota; Metazoa; Nematoda; Chromadorea; Rhabditida; Rhabditidae. The transcript has 5 exons.
AUGUCGCACCGGUAUCUUCUGCUAAAUGAAGGCUCCUCAAGCAAACGUCGAGUUUUUGACAAACUCAUCAUUCUGGCAACUUUAAUAUUUGUUGGAGGUUUGAUUUUCACUAUGUUUGCAAAAGAAGAGAGUCCAAAAAAUUACUCGCAUGUUUUCAAUGCAUUCCAUGAUUGUGUUCGUCCCAAAUUGGCACAUUUGAAGGGAAACUAUGAGCAGUUCUGGCACUCAUUCACAAAUCUGACUGUGGGAUGUGAUAACUUGGAAGAGUAUGAAGCUUUGGAUAUCCGACCUGCCAAGAACCGAGAUGAGAUAAAAUAUGUGGCAUUUCCAAGACAAGCCGAGCAUUUAACAAUGGUCACUCUUGGAAUCGGCCACGACGUGAAUGCGGAAGUUAAACUGAAAGAGCUCUACCCCAAUAUUGAAUUCUUCGGUGCCGAUCCAGCGUCUGAUAUUAACAAAGAUCUCUAUGUCAAUACUUUAGGAGGCAAAUAUUUCGAAUACGCAGUCAGUGGGACAAGUGGAAUGCGAAAGUCUAGAGUUUUUGAAAAAGAAAAAUACGAAGAAGAAAUCACGAAACAUAUCGGAGUGGACUAUUUCUUCAAAAAUAUUCUUCACAAGGAUCGAAUCGAUAUUUUAUGGAUUGAUAUCGAGCAAAACGAGUAUCCAAUUCUUGAGCAACUCCACAGCAACGGACUGAUCGACAAAGAGGGCGUGAAGAUUUGUCAGAUUAAUGUAGAACUACACAAGGACAUUUUUGAGCCAAACUCUGAGGUUGAAAUGAUGAAAUUUCAUGAUUUCGUGUUCAAGUUGCUGGAAGACAAGAAGUACAUCAUGAUGAAGCCGGUUUAUGUGAAGUAUAGGACUUUCCGUUUUAUCAGAACUUUUAUUGUUAAUGUGUCGGAUAAGGAAUGCACUGAUUUGUAUUUGAAAUGA